Triticum dicoccoides is the source of this 820-nucleotide messenger RNA. RefSeq lists its product as uncharacterized. The coding region runs from base 146 to 595 and encodes 149 amino acids. The transcript has 3 exons. The record is from RefSeq and is a predicted model, not a curated record. Lineage: Eukaryota; Viridiplantae; Streptophyta; Magnoliopsida; Poales; Poaceae.
UAUCUAGGAAUUGUUAUCACCGGUAAGUGACCUUUGGAGGUUUUUGGUGUCGUUGGCAUUGUGGGAUGAGCCUUUGAAGUCAUUCGUCUUUUGCUUGUUAUCUUCUUCUAUUAUCAUAAGGGGAUGGGUAGUCUAUUUUCUUGUUAUGGUCAUACUGUUAUCAGCAACGGUCAUGCUGCUGACAAGACUAACUAGUCAAGGAAAGCCAAUGACUGAGGUCAAGGUGACAUCUCCACCUUCAAUGAACACUAUGGAGCAGCUCUUAGCUGUUCAAAAUGCUAUUUCCAAAGUUGAAGAGCUUGUCCAGGAUGCAAAUAUUGUUCUUCUGAAGAUAAGAGCUCUACUGCUGGCUUUUCCAUCUCAGGCCACAGACAAAGCUAUCCUUGCGCUGUUAUUGAUGGCUCUUGUCCUUGCCUUGCUGCCCACGAGAUUGCUUAUCCUGGCGAUGUUUCUGGAGGUGUUCACCAACCACUCUCCGCUAAGGAGAGCAAGCACAGAGAGAUGCAGCAGAAGGUUGAGAGAGUGGUGGUUCAGCAUACCUGCAGCGCCAGUAGUGGUGGAGAAGGAUAACAAAGAAGAUAAGAAGACAAAAUGAAUUUGUGCGUAUAAAUUGUGAUUCCGUGUCUAGUGUGGCUGAUGCGGUGAUGGAUCACAAGCGCACCGCUGUGUACAAUGCCUGAAUAUAUGAUAAAUGAACUGCAGUUAGUAUUUCAAUAAGAAUGUUAGCUCCUUUUCGCUCCUUUCUGUGCUCUACUCUGAUAUCUCAAAACUAGUCUAUUUCAUGGGAAUGUAUUAUGCAUGUGCAUGUGUUUGAGUUUCA